This is a messenger RNA of Candida tropicalis MYA-3404, 654 nucleotides long. RefSeq lists its product as uncharacterized. The coding region runs from base 1 to 654 and encodes 217 amino acids. The record is from RefSeq and is a predicted model, not a curated record. The transcript has a single exon. NCBI's taxonomy places the organism in Eukaryota, Fungi, Ascomycota, Pichiomycetes, Serinales, Debaryomycetaceae.
AUGUAUAUUCCUAAGAAGUAUUUAGAUGAAGAUUGGGAACAAGUUGAAUACUUGAUCAAGAAUUAUCCACUAGCUACACUUGUCACCACUGAUAAGGAUGGAACAAUAAUUGCUAAUCAUAUACCAUUUUUUCUUAAUGAAGAUAAAGAAACUGGUAAGAAAUAUUUAAUUGCCCAUAUAUCUAAAACCAAUCAUCAAAUACCUACAUUAAUUGAUUCAAAUAAUGUAUUAGUUAUAUUUCAAUCAGUUGAUUCAUAUAUUACUCCAAAUCAUUAUCCAGGUAAACAACAAACUCAUAAAUUUGUACCAACUUGGGAUUUUGCUUCAGUUCAUAUAAAUGGGAAAUCUAAAAUUAUUGAUGAUUUUGAAUUUGUUCGAAAUCAAUUAAAUAAAUUAACUAAUCAACAAGAAGAUGGGAAAAUUGAUUCUUGGAAAGUAUCUGAUGCUCCUGAAGGAUAUUUGAAAAUUAUGCAAAAGGCAAUUACUGGUUUACAAAUUGAAAUUUUAUCUACCCAAUGUAAAUAUAAAUUUGAACAAGGUAUGAAAGAUCAAGAAAUUAAAGGUGUUAUUAAAGGUUUAAAAGAUGAAGGUAAAACUGAAAUUGCUACUCUUGUAGAACAAACAAAUAUUAGAAAACAAAACUCAAUUGCUUAA